Molecule: messenger RNA, 1933 nt
Organism: Salarias fasciatus (jewelled blenny)
Lineage: Eukaryota; Metazoa; Chordata; Actinopteri; Blenniiformes; Blenniidae
Product: calsenilin-like
Exons: 8
Coding region: 191-895 (234 amino acids)
Biological process (GO): regulation of potassium ion transmembrane transport; negative regulation of transcription by RNA polymerase II
Cellular component (GO): nucleus; voltage-gated potassium channel complex
Molecular function (GO): DNA-binding transcription repressor activity, RNA polymerase II-specific; calcium ion binding; RNA polymerase II cis-regulatory region sequence-specific DNA binding
Source: RefSeq, a predicted model, not a curated record
AGGGGGUUGGCUAAAUAGAGUAUGAGAACUGGCAGAGAAAAAAAGUGACAGAGCGAUGAGUGAGUGACACUCUCUCAGAGACAGGAAGACACCGGCGCCUGGAAGAGAGAGAUGGACUGAAUGUGGAAAGUUCAGUGAUGUAAAUGUAGAUAGUACAAGAAAAAGCGUCAAGAUAGAGGAAGAGGGGAAGAUGAGUGUGAGAUGGGAGACGGAGGGACUUCAGACGGUGGGCAUCGUCUGCCUGGUGAUCAUGUUUCUCAAGCUGAUGCACCUGCUGGGCCUGAUCGACAUCACUGAGACCGAUGACAGCAGCGACAGUGACUUGGAGCUGUCGACUGUGCGUCACCAGCCGGAGGGUCUGGACCAGCUGCAGGCUCAGACCAAGUUCACCAGGAAGGAGCUCCAGUCUCUGUAUCGGGGCUUCAAGAACGAGUGUCCCAGCGGGCUGGUUGAUGAGGAGACAUUCAAGUCCAUCUAUUCUCAGUUCUUUCCCCAAGGAGAUGCAACCACCUACGCUCACUUCCUCUUCAACGCCUUCGACAUCGACAGGAAUGGUUCGAUCCGCUUUGAGGACUUCGUCAUUGGCCUGUCAGUGUUGCUCAGAGGUUCAGUCACAGAGAAGCUCAACUGGGCUUUUAACCUCUACGACAUUAAUAAGGACGGCUACAUCACCAAAGAGGAGAUGCUGGCAAUUAUGAAGUCGAUCUACGACAUGAUGGGGCGGUACACCUACCCCUGCGUCCGGGACGACGCCCCCUCUGAACACGUCGACAAAUUCUUCCAGAAAAUGGACAGAAACCGAGACGGUGUCGUGACGAUUGAAGAGUUCAUCGAGACCUGUCAGAAGGAUGAGAACAUCAUGAACUCCAUGCAGCUGUUUGAAAAUGUGAUCUAAGGAAACAAGAACUCCCAGCUGUUUUCCUGCAUUAGCACAACUCACAUAUAUACACGGCACAGUAAUGCACCUCGCCCCUCCCUUAAACUCUAAGACAUCCUGGUACAUAAUGUAGCAACCGUGAGGAUACAUGAGAAUCCUUCUUUCCCCCCCUCACCUCUCCGUUAGCUCUAUCUUGCAACUGCUCCUGGAUUAAGUGGAUUAUUGCACACAGAGAAUUGAGAGCUUCCUGGGUAAACGUGUCUGCAGUGACAAAACACAAGAGCACCUUGUGCUUUAAUUCUAAAACAACAGAAAUCUUCUCCAAACAUGGGAAGUAGAUGCUUACAAUAAUCCACUGACCUGAAUCCACACGGAUUCAAGCUUUAACACUAGAAAUAUUCAAACCCACACACACACACACACACGGACCUUCAGUCUCCUCAAGGACUUUUAGACCACUGGAUGAAAUAUUAAAAUAUCACACUGACACACAAAAAAGAGAGCAUGUUUAUCAUGAAAUAUGUGAUGUGAAAUUAGCUUGCACUACAGUUUUAUGACUAUGUAUUAUAUGCGCCUGAGAACAAGGCACUGUAGAUACCUGCACUUGAUACACCACUGAUGGAAACCAGUGGAUAAUGUAUAUAUGUAUAGUUAAUAGUUAUAUAUCCUGCAUUGUGACGGUCUCAUGUGCUGCACUGAGUGAUGGAAUAGGACCAGAACUGAAUAUUUGUUUAAUAAAACUGUUACUCAGUUUAUCAUCUUGUUUAGUAAGCAUUACUCACAGAAUCUGAAUGGACUAUUAAGAUAUUUCUCUUUUUUUAUUUAGUAUUUUGAACUUCUCUGUUUAGCUGGUCGGGUUUGAAAUGUGAGUCUGUACAGUACUGGGAAAAAAAAACAAACAAAAAACAAAAGGACUGUUAAAGGAGUCAUCCUUUACCUGAAUUACAGCUUGGUCUUGUUUCUCCAGUAUCUGCAAGCAUGCUGACUCAAAGUGAUCCGGUAUUAUGUACAGUAGGACCUUUGUGAUGUCAGUUUAUUAAAACUGCUGUCAACAGC